GUUGGGAUGAAGUAGUUCCAUGAUCCUUGUUUAAUUAUACGGUUCCAUGGCAUGUAUUCAAUUAGGAAACGCUGCAUACCAGUCUGCUAAGCCCACCGGCACAUUCUGAGGAGUUCCUUGCGUUGUUUGGUCCUUCAUCUCCACUAAUCGCUGACGCUCCUUACCACAAUGAAAACAUUCCAAGUUGCCGCUGAAUAGGAGCAUUGGUGCUCUGUUAGUAAAAGUGCCGUUACAAGGGAGAUACAAGCCAAACGAGAUAUUGCUGGGUGAAAAUGGCAUGUCAGUCAGCAAAGCUAGCCGAGAUGUUAAAUAGAAAGCCAGUUCUAUAAGGAAGAGGACAUUUGGACAUUUCAAUCAGACGCUAGACCAGGUACAGAGAUAAACACUCAUCCUUUGUGACUGCGGGCUAUCCUUUGGGGUGCCUAACAGUGUCACCAUUUCCGGAUUUGUGACAACGGGGAUAGUGGAGCGAGACGUGGGUCUGAGGAGCCAAGGGAGCGGAGCGGUGUCUGUGACCCUACCAGCACUGAUAGACGACAGCAUGACCGAGGGGAAGGGAGACGGGAAGGCACCGUUAUGGCUAAAUGAAAGACUACGAUUCAUCAUCUGUUUUUGCGGAGUUUUUGUAUGUUAUUUCUACUAUGGCAUACUCCAAGAAACAAUCACGCGAGGAGAAUAUGGCCAGGGAGAGACGAAAGAGAAAUUUCGCUAUGCCACGACACUAGUGUUCAUCCAGUGUAUCUUCAAUGCUGCAUUUGCCAAAAUCUUGAUCCAGUUUUUUGAGGGUUCCAGACAAGACCACACAAAGAACUGGCUCUAUGGGGCGUGUUCUCUGUCUUACCUGGGUGCCAUGGUGUCCAGCAAUCUAGCCCUGCAGUAUGUCAAUUACCCCACACAGGUGUUGGGGAAAUCUUGCAAGCCGAUUCCAGUGAUGAUCCUGGGUGUCACCAUCCUGAGGAAGAAGUACCCCCUGGCCAAGUACCUGUGUGUGGUGCUGAUCGUGAGCGGCGUGGCCCUCUUCCUCUACAAGCCUAACAAAGGGGGAUCAGCCAUGGACGAGCACCAAUUUGGUUUCGGAGAGAUGCUGCUGCUGUUGUCCCUGACCCUGGAUGGCCUGACUGGUGUGUCCCAGGAUCACAUGAGGGCUCGCUACCAGACAGGAGCCAAUCACAUGAUGCUUAACGUCAACCUGUGGUCCAUCCUGGUGCUGGGUCUAGGGGUGCUGUGGACUGGUGAGGUCUGGGACUUCCUGGGUUUUGCUGACCGCUAUCCCAGUAUCAUCUACAACAUUAUGCUGUUUGGACUUACAAGUGCACUGGGCCAAACCUUCAUCUUCAUGACCGUGGUGUACUUUGGACCCCUGACCUGCUCCAUCAUCACCACGACGCGCAAGUUCUUCACCAUCCUGGGCUCCGUGUUGCUCUUUGGCAACGUUAUGUCUGACAUGAAGUGGACCGGAACAAUCUUGGUGUUCAUGGGUCUUGGAUUGGAUGCAAAAUUCGGCAAGAUGACCAAAAAGACAACAUAAUAGCAUUGGACAGCUGGAGAUGCGAGUGAGAUUGUGUGUGUGCAUAUGUGUGCGUGCGUGCGUGUGCACGUGCAAUGGACUGACAGACAGUGAUCCAAUCUGUCUGCCUUCUGCUGAAUCACACGUAGCCAUGCUCCAUGGAAACAAACAAAAAAACUCCAUUCAUUUAGCUGAGGGGAAUUAAGUCCUGCAUCUGCUUCUGGCUGAGGUUCAUAGGACCCUCUCCACACUUCCUUUUCCAUUCUUCUUGCCCCUGUGGUGGGCACAGAUACAUCUCAUCCAAAACAAUUUGGCCAGUCAUUCGUGUGGUCUCUCAAAUUUGUGUAGUAUCGACUGGCCUUGUGUGACUGGACAGGCUGUUCAUUUCUAAGUCAACCCCAGACCAUAACAGAUGUAUUUGGGGAAAUGUGGUUCAAUGCAAUGGCUACCAGUUUAAGACUACAGGACUCAUGCAUAUGCCAUCACUGCCAUCACGUCAGCUUCAUCAGCAAAGCAAGGGAUUCAUCCACUCUUGCUUGAAAGUACACUAAAUCAUAUACUGUAUCAUCAUAUAUCUGUUCAUUUAGUGUGUAUAAAAGGAACUUUUGUUUUAAUUCUUUGUAGUUGAGGAACGAUAUCUUGAACAGUACACAGUGCUGUAAGUCUUAUGAUAACUGUUGUAGCAUUUCUUGAGUCUGUCGAAAGUGGGCACGUGGCUUUUUUUUUUUUUGUAUGUGUUUCAUACACGUGGUCUCUCAUGAAACAUAUUUAGUCAAAGAUGUCUUCACUGUUAGCUGUUGCAUUUCCCCUGUACUUUGAAACAAGAAUCAUAAAGCACACAUGGACGAAGCACCACGGCUCUUUAUUCCCCUAAAAGCAUGUGUGCUUGAGACGGAGUAACCCACCUGGCUAUCUGGAUGAUUGUUGUUUUUGAAUCUCUUGGAAGAUGUAGCCCCUUUCAUACCACAAGAACGCAACAGAAUGCUUUCUCGUUUGUAGUCGUCACCUUUGGUACAUGAGGGCAUUGGGUCAUCAUGCUUUAACACACAAAUCUCUUCACAUCCUUGCAAUCACAUAAAAAAAAAAUUACAAACUGGAUAGAAUUUCUUGAUGUUUAUUUUUUAUACUCGGUUUUUAAUGGUUAUGCCCUGUCCAUGAGAUGAAAUCCCCAAAUAAUCAAUAAACAAUGUUCUUUUUUUGAGAAGUACAGUAAGAGGAAUUACAGUAGAUCUUUUAAAAAGGAAGUCUAGAACAUACAAUCUGUCUCCUCUAUGUAUGCCUGAAUAUUUCCAUUCUUGCUGAUAUCUGCCUAAAACAUUGUGUGCAGAUCUGCCAACAACAUCCAGUCUCUGAAAUCUGAACACCCUCUCAACAUUAAACCAAGAUUGGACAAGG
Messenger RNA from Clupea harengus (Atlantic herring), 2902 nucleotides. It is a transcript of the gene slc35b1, whose product is annotated as solute carrier family 35 member B1. The record is from RefSeq and is a predicted model, not a curated record. Gene Ontology annotation, cellular component: endoplasmic reticulum membrane; Golgi membrane. Gene Ontology annotation, biological process: UDP-galactose transmembrane transport. Gene Ontology annotation, molecular function: UDP-galactose transmembrane transporter activity; UDP-glucose transmembrane transporter activity. Lineage: Eukaryota; Metazoa; Chordata; Actinopteri; Clupeiformes; Clupeidae.